This is a messenger RNA of Aedes albopictus (Asian tiger mosquito), 12623 nucleotides long. RefSeq lists its product as uncharacterized. NCBI's taxonomy places the organism in Eukaryota, Metazoa, Arthropoda, Insecta, Diptera, Culicidae. Bases 1454 to 4984 code for a protein of 1176 amino acids. Gene Ontology annotation, biological process: regulation of G protein-coupled receptor signaling pathway; positive regulation of GTPase activity; G protein-coupled receptor signaling pathway. The record is from RefSeq and is a predicted model, not a curated record. The transcript is spliced from 14 exons. Gene Ontology annotation, cellular component: plasma membrane; cytoplasm; neuron projection. Gene Ontology annotation, molecular function: GTPase activator activity.
ACCCGAACGGUACUCAGCCAGAAGAUUCUCACGCCUGGUUGCUACCAAGCCGAGAGUCGCCCGUCGUCGGUCGGUCGGGUGGAUUUCCAGUCCCAGUCAAACCGAGACUUUCAUUGCGAUGAGUUUACAUAAUCCGUCGGUGUGCGGCUGCGGUUGGUUUGUAAAUUUUUCAGCAAAAAAUAGAGAGAUUUUACAAGCAACAACACAACUGCGCCGCUAGAAGGGAAGGCAACCAGCAAAAGUGAGUGCGCGUAAGUGCGGAAAACGGAAGUCCAACACAAGCCACUGCGGAAUAGGCGGCAAAGUGCAGGAAGCGAUCGUAAGAGCCCGGUUCUCGUUCGGGGGACCGCACAGCGCACCGUUUGUGUAGUGAAGUGCGAGAGGAGGCAGGAGAGAGAGAAAAAAGAAGAAAAGUGGAAAAGCUACCGGAGCGGAAAAGUAGCUUGAUAUUGAAGGUGUCCCACGUGAGCCUGUGGUGGUUCUUUUGUGUUUCCGCUUUUUGUGAAGUUUAGGGUUUCUUGGUUUUGGUGAGGCGUUUAUGUGCGGGUUGUGUUUCAAGUGGAAUACGUCACGGGGUGGGGAAUAGAAGAAGAAGGAGCAUAACUAGUGCAAUUCAUCGGAGAUCAGCUGGUUGAAGCAUCGUCCAGCCCGCAAAGCCCAAUUGGCUCCACUGCAGUAGUGUGUGUCGGUUGAGGAAGUUUGUGGCGGUCGUUUAGCACGAGCUGGGGGCGUUCUGAGGAGGCGUACCAAGCAGCUGUGGAUGGUGUAAGCAGUCGUCAGGACGGCGCUGCAAACUAUGAGAAGCGAUUGAAUUAAUUGAUAGAUGUGGGGGUGACAUCGAGAUGGGCCAGGGGCUCGAACCGCUAACUGCAGAUCUUUGUCUGUCCUCCCGGUCGCAGCCCCCCCAGCUUCCGUCUCGUACUGAAUUCUUCGAGCAAUCGAAGAACGUGUUCAAAGUAGCAGCAAAAAGUAUUACCACAGCAGCAGCACCACAGCAACAGAAGCAACAACUAUCACUACUACUACUAUCACUACGAAGCAAAUCCGGCAGACGAAAGGGCCUCAGCACGAGGAUACAAAUAGGCACAAAAAACUGGUUCGGACUACAGCCUUGCCGGCUGACCACGGCUGGCAACUUUCGGCCUCAAGCACAAGAUACUCGUUUCAUUCUUCUCUCAAUGCUACCAGAAUUUUCAUCUAACGCACACAUGAUGGAGUUUGGCUAGGCCCUCUCAAAUGCGAAUGCUGAAACCUGCGCAACAUUUAGUGCCUCCAAAAGGAGGGCACUAAAAAUCUUAAGAACAAAAUAGCAACAACAACUGCUGCAACUGACACUCUAAACGACUGGCUGCAUACCAACGGAAAACAUCAAGUGCGGUACUAUCCGACACAGCAACAUAUAACAGUACGACACUUGGGACUAAUCAGCCUCAAGGUGUUGCAGUUGGUGGCCAUGGAGCCUCCUGGUGGACUGCCACCAGACAAAGAUGGACACAAGCUUCUACAGCAGCAGCACAGUCUACAAAAGAAUCAGCACAAUCCUCAGUCACCUCCACCGACUACAGCAGGAACAGCAACGACAUCUUUGCCACAACAAUAUGCACUGCAACUACAUACUCAACAGCCACAGCUUCAACUUGUACCCCUGCAUCAACCGUUAACUUCAACUUCUUCUGUGAGCAACCAGCAACUGCAACUGCAGCCACAUGUUUCACUCCAAACCGGUUCGGUAUCGGGGUCGUUGACCUAUAGCGUCGGAGGAGGGACUGGAGGUAGUGCCAGUGGAACUCCAGCGGGCAACGUCCAGACAGGAAUCGAGCGUCUCUCCCGGCCUAUGGCGUUUGACAAGAUGGAGGGAUUGGUACGUGAAAUGCAAGAUCCUGAAUCUGGAGUUCCUGUGCGUAGUCAAAAACUUUUCCUCACUUCGAUUCCAUCUGCUUUUAUGGGGUACGAUCUGAUCGAAUGGCUGAUGGAACGGCUGGUUAUCGAAGAGUCGGAAGCGCUGAACAUAAGCAAUCAACUGUGCAUGCAUGGCUACUUCUUCCCCGUGUCGGACUCCAAAACGCUGGUCGUUAAGGAUGACUCCUCGUUGUAUCGCUUCCAAACGCCGUACUAUUGGCCGUGGCAGCAGAAGGCACCGGAUAACAUCGAGUAUGCAAUCUAUUUGACGAAGCGAUCCCUACGGAAUAAGCAACGGCAUGGACUGGAGGACUACGAAGCUGAAGCUAUGGCCAGUUUGCACAAGAACCUCAAGGGCAAAUGGGAUUUCAUCACGAUGCAAGCGGAGGAGCAGGUUAGGUUGGCCAAGGAGCGGAAGAAGGGCGAUAAGAUUGUCGGAGACUCUCAGGAACGAGCGUAUUGGAGAGUUCACCGGCCUCCGCCAGGUCAGUUCACUCCGCUGGAACCUUGUCCAAUCCCGUCUCGUGAUCGCCAAGGCAAACCAAGGAAACGGACCGUCGAUGAUUGGCAGCGUGAAGUAGAGAUCCUGAAGGCCUCUCUUGGGAGGAACCGGGUUAAGAUGUCGCAAGCGUGCGAAAGCCUAGUGUCGUAUUUUGAAACGUUUAGCGAGUAUGAUCCCAUGAUGCAGCCACCACUUCCGUCAAAUCCUUGGGUCACCGAAGACGUGAGCUUCUGGCAGAUGAACAAUCCGUUAGUUGAAGUUCCAACCGAGAAGCGAGUCAAACGCUGGGGUAUUUCCAUAGAAGAAGUUGUUUCGGACCCCACAGGCCUGCAGGAGUUCACCGCAUAUCUAAAAAAGGAAUACUCGCAUGAGAAUAUCCGCUUUUGGAUGGCGGUGAAUGAUUUGCGAAGGUCGUCUCACUCGCAGAUUUCGAGAAAAGUUAGGGAUAUCUAUGAAGAGUUUCUCGAACCGGGUGCUCCUUGUGAGAUCAACAUCGACGGCAAAACCAUGGAGAAAGUACAUCAAGGUCUAAAAAAUCCAUCUAGAUUUGCAUUUGAUUCCGCUGCCGAGCACAUCUAUAUGCUGUUGUUGAAAAAGGAUUGCUAUCCACGUUUCGUUCGUUCGGAGCACUACAAAACUCUAAUGGCGAAUGCAAUUCAACCGUCGCACAAAAAGCGCUUCUUUGGAUUCGGGGGUGGAGCAAAGAAGAAAGGCUCGACAGCAACUGCUCCUAACCCUUCGCUUUUGUCACAGCCCACCUCUCAAGCAACCGGAACUGUCAACAGCCUUUCUAGACGACGAGGAAGUGACCGAAGUCUGUCUGGAUCUGCCCAUGAGUUGGCCGUAUGUGGAGUUAAGGAUAGUACUAAAGUGCCACAUUCUCAUAGCCAAAGCAAUUUGAGCGACAUUCCUUACAGUGUCUCGAUCUACAGAGGUGAUAUGCCUUCCAGUGGCUUUGUCGGACAUGUGGGAACAGUUGAGCGAAACGACGAACAGAAAAUUGGACAGCAGGAAGUACACUCGAAACCGCUUAGUACGACCCUGGAGGCAGCAGUGGAAUCAUCUAGCGGGGCAUGCUCGGUGUGCCCGUGGGACUCCCCACCGACCUCGAAAGCUUUGGUCCCAGUCGAAAAGAAAUCCACGGCUGCCGAGAAGGAAGCUCCAGCGUCUGUUUCUGUUUCCGUUUGUCCUUGGGAUGAUGGCGAUGCUAAACUACCACCUGAUAGCAAAACCAAAGCUCUGAAUGCCAUCCGUUCGGCCACCGACAUCAGUGAAGUUUCAGAACGCAUGAAGCGAUCUUGCGGGAUUCGGCAGAACACGCUGGACAGUGACUUUCACAGUACUAAGCGGCUGGCACCGGUUGUGACGGAGCAAAGGAGAGCUUCCAUGACAAUUGCACCGAGAUUGUCCGAUCUCCAGUUCACCACUCGGGCUAACUCGGCAGGCAGUGAAACGGUUGGAAGUAGCGCGUCACUACAGCAGCAGCAUUCUGUAGACUACUCUCGGAAUUUAUCGCAAGGAUCGCUGUCAACCAGCUUCGAGGAACGGGAAGACUCGACGGCGACGCCAAACGUGUCAGAGGAAAACUUGUGCAAGGUGAAGAAAGAUAGUGUAUCGGAGAUGGAACCAGAUCAGCCAAGCGUGGUUGCAAGCAGUGUUGUUCAGAACAAACCUAUCGCUCAAGUAAACAAAAACAAUGAACGUGGCAGUGGUUGUGUGUGCGCCACAAUACAAACAGACAUUACUGCAGUGGUGUGUGACGUGCAGCAAGAAAAAACGAAACACAGUUCGGAAGAUUAUAACGUUCAAUCUACUAGGGUGAUGUCCACCGCAGCUGAAGCUCAAAGAAACGAUACGGUGGGUGGCGAAAAGAUGCCACCCACUAUUAGUGUAUGUUUUGCAAACAACUCCUCGGAGGAGGAAAACCGCCGGAGGCGUUCGUUGGAACACAGUGGAGAGAAAUCGUUUGAUGACGAUCAGGAGGUACGCCAGGAAAUAGAGGAGGUAUAUUUUACCAGCGAAGAAAAUGACGACGAAGGCACCGGGCCGGGGUUGUACCACCGAAUGCCAGAGCCACCCCAGGACAUGUCUCCCCUGGCGGAGGACGAUAACUUCUCCGAAUCUCUCUCCCAGCCGAACCAGCAGUCGUCACUGGAACAGGUCGAGUACGACAUCCUGAUGGAGGGCGACAACCUGGCACCAGGCUGUGUGGCCCCCGCUCCGACCCCGGCGCCCUCGAUUGCGCCGUUGGCCGAAGUCGAGAUGGAUCCGGGCGACGACGACCCGGAACCGGAAACGGAAACCGACCACACCGAAACGGUGACGGUGCACGUGACCACCCGGGAGAAGCAGGAACAGGAACCGGAAGCAUCCGCCGGGGCGACCGUCGUGAUCAUCGAGGACCAGAUCAAGCGUAAGAAACGUCGCGAGCGGAAGGACAAGGACUCCGUUCAGCAGCAGAAAAGUGAGGACGACAGUAGCGAAAAGAAGGGGUAUGCAGUUUGUCCGUGGGAUGAUGAGGAUGAUUCCACUGCAGACGAUGCUCCGUAUGUGAAAACAUAUUCUACCCUCGGAUAUCUGUGAGUGUUUCCAGGAAAUAGCAGAGCUCGUUUUGGAUGGGGAUUCGGAGUAUAGAAACUAAAAUCGUGUUUGGAUGUGGUAUUGUCAGUGAAAUGGAAUCAUUCGAAUGUUUCUGUCAAUCGGAACCUUGUCAGCAGAUACUGGGAUGUGUAAGCAAUAAUUAAAGAGAGUAUUUAUAGGCUAUAGAUGAAGAAAUCAGGAGUCAAAUUUCCAUUAGGGUUACGAUCCAAGCCCUAGAACUAAUCCUUUUGUGAAAUUUCUCGCGUAAACCUUACAAUGACAGUUCUUCAGAGGGAUAUAUAAACAAGAUGAAAGAAAUUGAAAGUGACGAGAAAGAUUUCCAACUUCCGUCAUAAGAUCUUCGAAGGGAAGCGAAACAGUCUAAGAUUUCUUCUGGUGCAUCUGAGAGCCCCAAAAACUGAAUACACAGCAGAUAACUAACUAAAAUGCAUCACAUACUACUGAACAACCACGUCUGAGACUUCAUUCUUCCUGGUCACUUUCAAGAGUAGUGAAGAUUUUGAGGUUUAUGAAGCGGGAAGUUUUUCGAUGGUUUUCUUCUAAUCAUUCAGCUUUGAAGUUAAAUUAAGUCGAUAUCUCAAAAUGUGUUUCAACUGCAUAACAUCAAAUCGGUGAUUAACACAAGUCUUGCGUAUCUUUUCAACUCGCGUUGAAUCAUAAUAUUUGAAUUAAUCAUUAUUCAACAAAUUUAUCAUGGAUCUUAUCUAUCUAGCCGUAUAAUAAAUAGUGUCUAAUUAAUGGAACACCUUGAAUGUUAGUAAUAAGUAAGAAAACUUUGAGGCAAAAUAAUAGUUUUCUAUAGUGCAUCGACAACUUGGAGGAAAGGAGAAAAAAUAAAACAAAUUGUCUCAUGAAUUACUCUUAAGAAAUAUUGAUAGAUUCACGAUUGAUCCAUGCUACAUUUGAAUUGGCCAGGACACAACUGUUCCUGUCAUGAUACAAAAAAUGUAUUGCAAAACGUACCUCUCACGUUAGAAGAGCAGUGUUGGAGGAUUCAUGAAAACUUAAACAAUACACAUUUUUAUUGAUAUAAGACAAUUUAAACAAGCAGAAUAUCCGCAUAGCUAUCAUACUUCAUCUAAAGCAUAGGAAUAUUUAGACAUCGUAGUAUCAUAACACAUAGAACAGAACAUUUUUGUGAAUGACUAACUUAUCCAUAAGUAAUCACAAAACCUCACAGAAAUGUGUUAUUGGAAAACAGACGGCAGACAAACGCCUUUGUACACCAUUAUUGAAACGCAUCAACGUUUUGUUCACCAUAUGGAAGAAAACCAACCAAAAUGAUGAGUGGAACUAAAGUGAAGUGUGGUACAUGAGUGGGGAAACAAUUUCGAAAAGAAUGUUGGAUAGAACUGUCAUUGCUGGGCUUACGUUUAGUACGGUAGAAUUGUUUAGUUUGGAAGAAGCAGAUUUGAAUAGUAAAUGUUUGUUUAGCAUAUUUUUGAGGUAACGAAACAGUCGAGUAAUAUAAUGCAUUUCACUGUGUUAGGGACAUUGCUAACAUCGUCUAGUAUCCGCUGAUUGUAUUCCGACUGCUGAAAAAUUGAAUGUUGAAAGGGAUGCUGCUAGUUUUAUAUCUGUUCAUGGAAUAAUUGAAUCGGUUGAUUGUUUGAUGAAAUAUUUUUCGCACAGCGAAAAUGUGGGGAUCAGUGAUAAGAAUAUAAGUAUGUUAUUCUUGAGUGACGACAAAGGAUAAUAACUCUUAAUAGUUAUCCAUAAUCCAUUUUGAUCAUCGCAGAGGUGCAGAAGCCAUCAAAACCUGCUGCAGAAUCCAUCAUAGAAACAUAACACAUCGUUGCCUCUUAUCCUUAAACGAACUCCUUGGAAUGUCCAACAAAACAAACAAAACAAAACAAUGUGGCGCUGUCAGAUUCGGCGAUCCAUGCAGCAAAUCGGGGAAGUUUUGGAUCGGCUCUAACAGCUUCAAGGGCUUGCCAGGAGAUUCCGUGUAACGCAAAGCAAGGUUGAGGUAAAUCAACACGAUCUGGAAGCAAUCGCUCCAGUGCAUUCUCUUCUUCUUAUUUCUGGCUAGCUGACCUCGUAGUUGUAGUUUAACAUCCGCCUAUUUCUGGUACUAAGCGUAAACACGGACGGUCAGGGAUACAUCCAAACAAACAUGACACCCUAUCUACAUAUCAAACUCAAUAACACAUGGGCCGGGACCUACGGCUUUACUUCCUAUCCGAGGGAAGGCGUGUUGUCUCAGAAAUACCGAUGGCGUCGACUAAGAUUGAACCCCUGACGCCGCUCAGCGCAAUUUCAAACGAGACGGCAAAGAUGACAACAACGAUUAGAGCGGUUCCAUCUGCUGGCAGCUACAGAUCCACAAAGUUCUACGAGGGGAAACAUCUGCCUGACGGAAACCCAUCAGGCGAUGAUGCUGUAGUCGUCGGAUGACGGAUGAAAUGUAAACAAUAUUGACCCUGCAGGGGGCAAAUAGAUACCGAAUUAUGCACCCUUUGAUAAUGUGAGACUUCCAGUAUUCAAUGCACCAACUUUCGAUGGAAAUCACCGGACCUGAACCAGAUCCGACCGAUUUGAUCGAUUUUCCGUCAGCCAGACAGAUCGUCGUCGCUUUCGUCGGUGUCUGCUUCCUCAAAAAAGCUGGAAUUGUUCGUCAUGUGGGCCGUGGCACCUGAAUUCAGAUACCACACGUCAGCCUCUCCGGGCACACCAGCAGCCAGACAUAGAUCACCUCCUGACUUCGCUUUGACGAUAUUUGCUUGCUGGGACUACUGCUUUUCCUGUUGAUCUUUUUCCGGCAGUCGCGCUGGUGUGCCCCUGCUUCUUGCAAUAAUGACACACUUUCCCUUCUUCACUUUUGGCUACUCCGCCGGAUUCGGUCGCGAACGCUUGCUCGCUCAAUGACCCGAAGUCUUCCCUCGUCGAGCAGCUUUCCCUUCACGAAAUCGACGGUCAGAUCCGCAUCUGGUCGACUUUUGAGUGCCAUGAUCAAUCCACCGUAGGACUCCGAAAGACUGGACAGCAUUAGAGCCACGAACCACUGGUCUUUCACAUCUUCGCCCAAUGCAGAUAGACGAAUCCGCAACGCCGUCAUCUGCUUAAGAUGUUCCGCCAUGUCCCCGUCGUCCGGCAUCUGCAACGUUUUCAACUGACGCACGAGCAUAGUUAAGCUCGAAAGAGAAGAACGCUCGUGGUAAUCUUGCAGAGCAUCCCACAUCUUCUUAGCCGUGGACUUUUACAUCACGUGAAUCAGUUGGCCGCCUUCCAGUACCAAUCUGUUAGUUGCAUGCGAAUACUUGUCUUUUUAGAACCAGGCUGCACCCACUUUUUCCGGCUUCGAAUUCGCCAACCCAACACAUUCAACACUUUUUUCUCGCGUCAAGAAAAAAAGUACCUUAAACUUCCAGAUCGGGUAGUUUUGGUCGUUUGGCUUGUCUAACGGAACUUUCGAAUCCGCCAUUUUGCCUUUAAUAGGAGAUCGUUGUCCCUUUGACACACCUGUGUCAUAGUGGGGCCAAAAGAUUGUCAACGUGGAGAACCCAAUAAACGGACAAUCGGUGUAAUGCUUGGACUUAACACUCAACAGGUAUCGCCAGACGUCUAACUGAAGAAUACGAGGGAGAAGCUUGGGGAGAAGUCACAUGCUGAGAAAAAGGCGCCUCGUAGCAUACGGCUACUUACAGUGGCUCAAAAGUGCGCGGCAAGCUCCAGCGAGCAUUCGAUCUUUUGAGUGGAAUCGACUUACAGUGCAAACGUGACCUCGUACAAGAAGCGAAGUUGUUUGUAUAAUUGUUUGCGCCCAUCGUUGAAAAUCUGUUUUUUGAAGUCGGUGUGUCGCAUUGUGGACUGUAGGUAGCGCCAUCGUCCGCUGUUGUGUCCUAAGAUGAAAAACUGAAAUGGUUAGCAAGAAGAGUAUAUCCUAGAGUGUAUCAGUGAGUCAAGUCAGCCUGCGUAGCUGUUCCAAAGUUCCGGAGAUGUCGCUGGUAGUAUAGGUUCUGCAACCACUGACGGAAACGUUUGCACUGUCGAUAGCGCUCAUCGACGUGAAAGCUGCAAAUGCUGACUUUUUGAAGUAUCGUACAGGUAGGUCUACCUUGAUCGGUUAAGUACAAUCCGUAGCUGCUACAGAAGGAAGUCCAAGAUGCUCUGGUGGAUCCAGCUGUUUUCCUUGCCACUCUCCAUACCGGGAAUGUCGAGGACGGAUUUGGUAUCUUAGUUGCCCAGAACACAAUCUUCUUCAGGAUCGUAACUAGCAAUCAACCACAAAAUGUAUACCGUGCCUUUUCUCCAUCGCUAACCACCGUCAAAACUGAGCGACGGUGAAUGCUCGGAGUAUGUUCCAGUGGGCAUGAAGCUAGCGGAACAGCCGGAGACAGCCAAGCCACUUGGAAUUUGAUGACUGCCCAAAGACGACGUUUUUUUUUGCUUCAAGGUUAACCUUUCAGUAAACACUAAGCGGAAAUUCAUACGGAUCGGUGGUUGUCUCCGGUUAUUGUGAAAAUCAGCGGUUCUACCUGAUGACUCAGCGAAGUUCCCUACAAUCAACCAAGAGAUCAUGAUCGGUAGACUGCAAACUGCAGUUCAACAAGCAGUUCGUAACUGCACUAAGUGUAUUAGAUUGCUAGGGCAGACCGCCAAUCAGCUCAUGGGUAGCCCACCUUUAUCUCGAGAGAAGGCAACACGAGCGUUCACCCACGUGGGCGCAAUUUCCUAAGCUUCCUAGAGCAAAAUUUCCACAGGGAGACCUUGCGUUAUUCAACUCCAAUUCCAAUUCAAUCAGUUUGACUCAAUUGUCAUUCUCGGAAUUGGUAACCUCCAUGUAGAUCUAUGAAUUUGGAUUUUAUAGCCGUAGUAUUGCAUAGUCAUGCAUCCGUAACAUUGACAGAAUUACCAUUCGACAUAUUCAUCUAUUGUUGCACGUAUCAGCCUAAUUAGAUUCGCCAGAGUUAUGACGUUGUCUAUUAAAUAGGUUUCUUUUCAAUGAAUUGUACGCUGCUUCCAAAUCCAUGAACAGAUGGCGAGUCUGCAAGUUUUAUUACUGAAAUUUAUCUAGAAUCACCGCAGAGUAAACACCCGAUUUGCCGUUGACCGGCCGGUCAAGCGGUCUCAAUCAGUUAAACUGGAUACGCGACAGUAUCUACACUAAAUUCAUUAGGGUAAUCCUCUCAUAAUCGACCGGAAUCUCGUUCUUCCUAGCAGCCUUAAUGUUUUUUAAGCUCUUCUUCUUAACCUAUUUCAGUCAUAAACAAUGUUAAUCCAGUUCCUGGUUACACUUGCGUUGUCGUCAUUCACCUGAAUGCCACCAUUGUUUUGUCUGUCAGCAUAUUUCCUUCCUGGCUAUUAGAGACGAACCAGCCAAGAGCUGAAAGUCUCUAUAAUCGAUCAACGAUCAAAUCGAUCAAAUCUGACUAUACAUCUCAAUGGUUGCUCCUCCGUGAUUGAUCUGAGCUGGUACCAAUUGCACUGAGAUCCAAAUGAAUAAGGGCUGGGACACUCCACUUAUUCUCAAAGUGCAAUUCAAGCAGCUCAUGCAUUUUUGAUCAAUAACGACGCCGGCCACGUCCUUAUAUUCAGUUGGGAAGGGAAAGGAAUGUUAGAGUGUACUGGUUGUUGCUACUAAAGACCGAGAGCACCUCUGCAUCCCCACAACCAGCAUGGACUUAGGUGUCUGUUAGACGGAAAGGAUGGGAGAUUUGGAAGUCACCGUUGGGUCGGUGAUGCGAUCCAUGGAUAGGGGUUAUUUAUAGUGUUCGAGAUAGAUUGUGUGGUGAAUCAGGUGAAUAAGGGUCAAGCGCCACAGUACGCUUUGGUUGCAUAACUUGUAGGCGUUAUAUAGAAAGAUACAAAGUAGGAUGGAAGAGACGGACCAGGGAUUGAACCCAUAACCUUCUGCAUACGAAUCAGAAGCGGUAGCCACUAGACCACCAAGCCCGUCCCAAGGGCUGAAAGUCUCUAUAAUAAAGACAAAUCAGUCAAUCAAUCAAGGCUAUUGCAUAAAACCUCUACAUAUCGUUCCGAUCCAUGCUUUCCCGCGCUACAGCAAUCUUGGUGUCGUUUCUAGCUGCGAUUGGUUUUGUUGUAUCAAAUUACUCUUUUUUAUUCCAUGAACAGGUUAUAAAUCUAGUUAGCAAGGUACUAUAGGCAAGGUCAGGUUGGAAAAUAUUGAAAGAAGGUUCGGAAAAGAGACUUUGUGCUUGGCGCAAACUUGUACUGUUGAAAACUGAGUGAUUCCCUAUAUGUGAACUAAAUUUAAUAACCUAGAAAAAACAAAGGGUAAGAUUCAUGUAUAUGGUUGUUGUUUUAGCUAUACAGCUAUUGAAAAUGCUAUUCUCUCUCUAUCUUCUUACAAAUAAAAUCGUACAACUAUAUUCAAACAAAUACCCAAAUUUACCAUUACAAAACCAACACCCAAACCCUUUUUGGAAGGCGAAACGCAACCAUUUUGCUUACUAGAUCUUGUCUACAACAAAGUGAAGAAAACCCAUUAUCAGAAGAAAUAUUGAAUCCACCGGAAAUAGAACAUCGUAAAGUAUUUAUUUUACCAAAAAUUUCUUACCCUCUUUGAUCGACAAAUAAUGUUAAGAAAACAAUCGCGUAGAAUGCCACAACAAUAUACCAAUCAAACAGCAUCUUUUAACGGGUAUAAGCUAAUAAGUGGAUUAAUAACAAUGUACUUAGGAACGAAGCUCCUAGAUCUUCAGCAGUUCUUCUACACAUUUCCCAUGUCAUUACAAAAAAAACAACAUGUUAGGAACAAGUAGUCAAGUAAUGUUCAAAGCGACGAUGAUCUUUAGUACGCGAUCCCCAUGAUGCAUAUCAUGCUUUUGAAUCGUUUCAGUAACCUCACAACUGUUUUCUAGUAUUACGUUCCUGCGUCAUUUUUGUAAUCGAACAACCCCAUUAAGUUUAGACACUAUGAUCAUAAAUUCUAGUUUGCUCAAAGCACUACCCGAAGUCGUCGCUUUCCUAUUAGUGAGAGAAAAGAAACAACAAAAACCAGGACAUUCUAUAAUGAUUAAACUGAGUAUUAAAUAGAUGACAGUGAAAGCAAAAAUAUAAAAUUUGAAGACAAACCAAACAAACACAAUGAUACAACGCGACAGUUUACUGAAUUUUAUCGCUCGUAAAAUGAAACUAGCCUAGUGAGAGAAAAAAAAAUAAACAGAGAUUUAACAAUUGUCGGAAAAGUAUAGACAUUUGACUUGAUCAUAUUAGAAACUAUGAAACUUAAAAUAAUGUUACUAACAUAAAAAUGAAAACAAAAAUGCUAGUUGAAAGAAAAACAAAAUGCCAGUUAAUGUGCCGCUGUAUUAGUGACUAUGUUAUAAAGUACUUUAAAAGAUAUAAGUGAGCCGAUGAUAAACAAAAAAAAAUCAACAAGGAACGUCGAACUUAGCUGGUCCCCUGCAUCAUUUAAUCCACACAUCAUGGUAGCAAUCUUGCCAUCCGGAGUACAUGUGAAUGUAAUGGGUUUUGUUUACAACCACCCUUCAAACCUGAAAAACUCCGCAUAGCAAAGAAAAAAACUGUCGUCAAAACUGGUUGAACACGAAACAGUUAGUAAUUUGUUGUAAAAGUAAAUCGAAAAAAGUACAAUAAUGCAUUAAAAUGAGAUUGGUAAGAAGCGUAAAACAAAUAAAGAAGGAACAAAAUGUUA